This is a messenger RNA of Poeciliopsis prolifica (blackstripe livebearer), 1256 nucleotides long. RefSeq names its product NADH:ubiquinone oxidoreductase subunit A9a (gene ndufa9a). NCBI's taxonomy places the organism in Eukaryota, Metazoa, Chordata, Actinopteri, Cyprinodontiformes, Poeciliidae. The record is from RefSeq and is a predicted model, not a curated record. The transcript is spliced from 11 exons. Gene Ontology annotation, cellular component: mitochondrion. Gene Ontology annotation, molecular function: protein-containing complex binding.
GCCUACGCGGUUGCCGUACUCGGAAAGAUGGCGACCGUCGUAUUGGUUAGCCGUCCUGCGGGUGUCCUGUCAAAGAUUUCGAGCAGCUGCAGCCAGGCUGCGUCUGCAGCUGCGUGCGUUGCCGCAACGCAACAGAGGAAGCUGCACCAUGCCGUCAUCCCCAAAGGGAAGGGAGGACGCUCGUCUUCCAGCGGGAUCGCCGCCACCGUGUUUGGAGCCACGGGUUUCCUGGGCCGAUAUGUCGUCAACAGGCUGGGUCGGGUUGGCUCCCAGGUCAUAAUCCCUCACCGCUGCGAUCAGUACGACCUCAUGUACUUCAGGCCCAUGGGUGACCUGGGCCAAAUCAUCUUCCUGGAAUGGGAUGCGAAGAACAAAGAGUCCAUCCAACGGGCCAUCGAGCACUCCAACGUGGUCAUCAACCUGGUGGGCAGGGAGUGGGAAACCAGAAACUUCCGCUUUGAGGACGUUUUCGUCAACAUCCCUCAGCAGCUGGCCCGGGCCACUAAAGAAGCCGGAAUCACAAAGUUCAUCCACAUGUCCCACCUGAACGCCGACAUCAGCAGCCCCUCCAAAUACCUGAGGAACAAGGCUGUGGGCGAGGAAGUGGUGAGAGAAGAGUUUCCAGACGCUGUCAUCAUCAAGCCGGCCGAGAUGUUUGGCAGGGAGGACAGAUUCUUCAACUAUUUUGCCAACAUGCGCUGGUUUGGAAACGCGAUUCCUCUAAUGGCGCUCGGGAAGAAAACGGUGAAGCAACCUGUUUACGUGGUGGACGUUGCCAAGGCGAUCGUCAACGCGGUGAGAGACCCAGACGCCAACGGAAAGACUUUCGCCCUCGUUGGGCCGAACCGCUACCUGCUUCACGACCUUGUGGAGUACGUCUACGGCGUGGCGCACCGGCCCUUUAUACCCUACCCUCUGCCACUAUAACGACUGCUGUCUGCUUUCAGCCUGGUUGCCAGGAUUUUUGCUAUGAACCCGUUUGAACCCUGGACGACCCCGGACAAAAUCGACAGGUUUCACACGACAGACAUUAAGUAUCCUGGACUUCCUGGUCUGGAGGAUCUGGGCAUCACGGCUUCCUCUGUGGAGCAGAAGGCCAUCGAGAUCCUGCGCCGCCACCGCCGCUACCGCUACCUGGAUGCCGAUCUGGAAGACACCAAGCCGGCCAAGACGGUCAACUACUGAGGCGCGGCGGCUCGCCGUGUAAUUCAGCUUCCUGUAGCGGUAUUCUGUACAUAAAUAAAGAAUUAUCCUCA